GCUGACGGGACGGAAGCAAAGGAAGACGCAAUCUCUGUCGUCGAUGUUAGUCUUUGCCUUCGCUGCUAACGUUCUGUUAUGAGUUGCUAAAAUCAUGGUGAAAUGUUGCUCGGCGAUUGGAUGUGCUUCUCGCUGUUUGCCAAAUUCCAAAUUAAAAGGACUGACAUUUCACGUAUUCCCCACAGAUGAAAAUGUCAAAAGAAAAUGGGUAUUAGCAAUGAAAAGACUUGAUGUAAAUGCUGCAGGCAUUUGGGAGCCUAAAAAAGGAGAUGUGUUAUGUUCAAGGCACUUUAAGAAGACAGAUUUUGACAGAAGUGCUCCAAAUAUUAAACUGAAACCUGGAGUCAUACCUUCUAUCUUUGAUUCCCCAUCUCACUUUCAGGAGAAAAGAGAAAAACUUCACUGUAGAAAAAACUUCACCCUCAAGACCCUCCCAGUCACAAACCACAACCGCCAGCUUGUUGGUGCUUCCUCGUGUAUUGAAGAAUUUCAAUCCCAGUUCGUUUUUGAACAUAGCUACAGUGUAAUGGACAGUCCAAAGAAACUUAAGCAUAAAUUAGAUCAUGUGAUCAGCGAGCUAGAGGAUACCAAGAAAAGCCUGCGGAAUGUUUUAGACCGAGAGAAACGUUUUCAAAAAUCGUUGAGGAAGACAAUCAGGGAAUUAAAGGAUGACUGUCUCAUCAGCCAAGACACAGCAAAUAGACUGGAAGCUUUCUGUUGGGAGCAUUGUCAGGAAAGCAUAGAACGAGACUAUAUUUCAUGAAAUAAUCUUGUGUUAUGUUCUGCCUAAAGUUGACAUUGGUACAGCUUUUUAGAAAGUAAUUCUUAUUUAUCAUCAUUAAACAAUAUCCAUCAUUUAGAGUGCUUCUUUGGAUCCUCCUCUGCAGCAUUAUGCAUCAUAGUUGGUAUCCAAAGACUUUUUUUUGAAGACAUGCAGAAAUAUGUGCUAGUUAUCAUGUUUUUGUGUGACGUGUGACAAUUAUGUUUUUAUAGAUCUAAAUUAGUGCCAGGUCACUAUUGUAAGGUGUUAAAAAAUCAAGAAAAGUUCUCAGGACUAAGGAAGUCAUAUCAAAUCAGCCAUAGUAAGCUAUAUUGGGAAGGAACUGGGCACUUCUUCAGCAGCAUCAGAUUUUUGACUUCAGAGGAAUACUUUUGUUAUUAUUUUUUCAUUAUUGAAAAAUAAUGAAUUUUUUCAUUAUUGCUUAGGUACUCUUUAUGGUAAAUAUGUUGAAUUAUACUUUUUUUGAAUUGUACUUUAAAUGCAUCUUACUUCAUUUAUAACAAUGUCAAUCUUGAAUCUAAUCCAAGGUGCUUUUGUUAUCAGUAAUACCAAAAAAAUACAAGACACCCUAUGGUACUGACCCUGAGAACAGCGUAUGGUACAGAUCUUUUGACUUUCAAAGUUGUCCAGAGACAAGCUAUUUCCAGUAUAGUACACUAUUCCUCCUCACUAGGAGCACUUUGAUGUUAACCUGCAUAGCUUUAAAAUUUUUUAGAAAGGGUGAUAAGUCUGAUUUUUUAAAUAGCUAGUUAUUCAGACACUUCUUCUGAACAUUUGGCUUUAUGACUUAUUUCAUCAUAGAGAUACAUCUUCAAAAUCUGAAUGCCAGUACUAGAUGAACUUUUAAUGCUGCUUUGUAUUUUACAGAAAGUAUUGUAAUAUUGCCGACAUUUUAAAAAAUACAAAAUACAGAAGAAACCAUUAAAAAUAAUGACAUGGCUCUUCCGGUUGAAAUAGGAAUUAUAGAAAGGGUUACACUGUUUUUCUUUAACUAGGAGAGUAGAUUACCAUUCAAGAGCUUUUAUUUAGCAAAAUAGGUAAGAAAAACAGCAGCUUUAGAAUAGUUUCUUACUGUAUAUACAGAUAAUAACUCUUAGCUAUUUUCUGAUUGAGCCAAAUGUCAGAAAUCUUGUUUUUUUUCCCCCAAUUUCUUAGAAAAGGCAACUGAAAUUAAGAGUCAUAAAUAUUGUGGAUUAGAAUAAAAUUUACUAGCCCAAAGUCAAAUUCUGCUUUGAAGCAUAUGUACAUAUAUGAGUCUCAUUCAGACAUCUAUGCUAUAGUAAUUAGAAUUUGACUAUUCUUGAGUCAAAUUUGAGUAUCAAUUGUUUCAGUGUUUUAACUAGAAAUGAAGUGCAUUUUGUGCUAAAAUGUUCAUUAUUUUAUUUGUGUUAUAUUAAUAUCAGUAAGGAUACAUGGUCACUUGAAUUUUUUAUAUUUAAGAAUUUUUUGUUUUAAUGCAUGUUAUGUUUUUGUGUAGGAUUCCAAACCUUCCUUUUGAAUAGGGUUUUACCCACAUUUAAGAGAUCAGAAUUAUACUAACAAAUCACUAAGGUCAUAUAUUUUUACUAUCUUAAAAAAAAUUUAUUAGCUACCCAUUAUUUAUUUUAGUUAUUUAAUUUUGAAUUCAUAAUGGACACUCUAAAUAGGAAAUUUGGGUAUGACCUUAGGUUUUAUGGAUAUUCUGUGAUAGAGAUGGAAAAUGUUUCCCUCGCUCUAUUUUUGGGUAUAAAAAUUAAAGUCAAAGGACAAUGGAGAAAAGUAAAAGGAUAGAUCUAAAACAGUGUGUCCAAAUUCUAGCUCUCUACAGGUUGCUUAGAAUAAAUCAAGCCUGGGAGACCUUUGCAAAAGUCAAGCCCCAGCUUCGGCCACUCUCACAGUUGCCAGUCACUUUUACUGCCUGUGUUCACAGUGAUUGCAGCUCUUGUGUUCCUUUUCACUGGUCUUAGUAUCACUGAGAGAGAGAGAGAACUGUGAGGAAAGUAUUGGUGUCAUCAGUGACCUGGAGCUACCCAGUUGCUCUUUAUUUUUGUGGAGAAAUGAUUAGCAUUAGAGACAUGACACAACAAACAAGGUCCUCCCCACCUGCCGCCCCAGGCAAACUUGAACACCAUAGGUACCUCAGUCCACUGUUCCCAGAGAACACUUCUUAGCCUGGGGCGGCACUGUCCUGUGCAGAGCAAAAGCAGUCAUCCCCCAACCAGAGGUUCCUCAAGCAACCAAGGCCAACCUAAGGGUUUUGCUUUGUUUUAAAGCUUGGAGUGGCCUCUGGAUUCUGGAACAAACCGAUACACCAGUUCAGCCUCAGCACCAAAUCAGGUACAAAGGACCUGACACGACAUUUUUCUCCAUGUCAAGUUUAGGUCUUUAGAUUUUGGUUGCUAAAGACAGUCACAAUUAUAUCAUACUCUUUAAUUUGAGGAAAGAUGUAUUAAAAUAUAUAGUUUUAAUAAAAAGAUAAAAUUUUGGGACAAUUGUCAUAGAAUAACAAAAAUUAUUUUUAAAAAUUAAAAAAUAUAUUAAAAAGCAAAAAAUAAAAAUAAAAUCAAUAAACAUUUAAAAAAGAUAAAAUUAUUACAGAAAUAAUUGGGGGUGAAGAAUCCAUUACACGUUUAAAAAUAAAAUAUUUUCUUUAGUAAUGUGCUGUGUGGUUUUUAUACAUUUAGUUAUUCAGUAAAAUA
Messenger RNA from Phyllostomus hastatus (greater spear-nosed bat), 3459 nucleotides. It is a transcript of the gene THAP6, whose product is annotated as THAP domain containing 6. The record is from RefSeq and is a predicted model, not a curated record. NCBI's taxonomy places the organism in Eukaryota, Metazoa, Chordata, Mammalia, Chiroptera, Phyllostomidae. The coding region runs from base 95 to 763 and encodes 222 amino acids. The transcript is spliced from 5 exons.